AUGUCAAGGGUUAGCGGGAUAAGCGAAAAAGUGGCCAUAGACGCACUCAGAAAAAUGCUCUGGUGCAAGUCGAAAUUUAGAAAAUGGAUGACCCUCGACAAACCGCGGACGAUCCAAGACACUCUCCACAAGGAAACAGACUACAUCAUAAACGAAGAGGAAACGAAAGUUUUGUCGCAAAAGUAUGUCCAUCACGAGGGGGAAGAACUCCAAGAGGCGCAUAACUACGCGAUCAAUUCGGAUCAAGGCCGAACCACGGGGAAUACAUGGACUCGCAAUCAAGGAUAUGACAAAAACACGUUCUGCGAGUUCCAUCAGUCCCGAGGACAUUCCACGACUAACUGCAAAGUCUUGGGAGCGAGGUUGGCCACGAAGCUACUAGCUGGAGAACUCUCCGAAGUAACUAGCGUCAAAGAUCUCAUCCUCGAGACCGAUCGCCCUCCAAAGACGGACAUGAAUCCUCCCGCGGUGAAUACCUCUCAAGGAAACCAAUUCAGGGAUAAAUGUGGAAGAAGACCGGACGACAAAGGAAACGAUAACAAUCUUUCAGCCAUCAAGGCUAAACAGCGGAAGGCCGAAUCAAGUGCAAACUGGCAUACGUGGUCUCCUCCCCAAGAUGGUCAAAGCCACUCGAUAACUUUCACGAAGGACGAAGCCGGCGGAAUCGAUCUACCUCACUGCGAUCCACUCAUCAUAGAUCUUGUCAUACAAGAUCUGGAAGUUGGGAGAGUCCUCAUCGACACGGGAAGCACGGUUAAUGUUAUCUUCCGUUACACUCCCAAUCGGAUGAACAUCAAAACUCAGCACGAUUCCGAAGUCGACACUAUGACUCAACCGGAGAACCCAGACAAAAACGUCGACCAUGCCACAGUAUUCACGAUUAAGGCGGUCAACACGGCUUCAACCACCGAGUAA
Messenger RNA from Brassica oleracea var. oleracea, 915 nucleotides. RefSeq lists its product as uncharacterized. The record is from RefSeq and is a predicted model, not a curated record. The transcript has 2 exons. The coding region runs from base 1 to 915 and encodes 304 amino acids. Lineage: Eukaryota; Viridiplantae; Streptophyta; Magnoliopsida; Brassicales; Brassicaceae.